This is a messenger RNA of Apodemus sylvaticus (European woodmouse), 1929 nucleotides long. It is a transcript of the gene Sapcd2, whose product is annotated as suppressor APC domain containing 2. The transcript is spliced from 7 exons. The record is from RefSeq and is a predicted model, not a curated record. Lineage: Eukaryota; Metazoa; Chordata; Mammalia; Rodentia; Muridae. Bases 345 to 1613 code for a protein of 422 amino acids.
UGGACGCGGAGGCAGGGGGAUCGUGGGCAGCAGCGGUAAGAACUCUGGCUAGUUCUACCCAUUUCUCGUCACGUCUCCCGGGACCCACUUCCAGGCGGGGUGGUGUGGGCGCCCGCUCGUACUGCAGGAGAAAUCAAACUGGGACUGGAAGCUGCCGAGCCAAUCCCGGAGCAGAUGGGCCCAGUUUCGACCAAUAGUCGCGUGAAUAUUAAUGAAAGCUGACGCGGCGGCGAGCAGGGCUCCAUUCAAAAACAGCAGCCAUUGUCGCCACGGACGCGCGCGUCGCUUUGCAGGUUCGACCUUCUGGUCUUGCGGGGACCGAUACGGGUGGAAGCUGGACGCCCAUGGCCGUGGCGGCGAUGGCCGAGCGUGGCCGCCUAUCGCACGCUGCGCCUGCUCCUAGCACGGAGGGUCUACCGCGAGCCUUUCUCCAGAGCCUGCGCACCCUCUUCGACAUCCUGGACGACCGGCAGCGCGGCUACGUGCACCUGCGCGAGAUCGAGUCCCGCUGGCAAGGUGCAGACGCACGCGAGCUGCCCUGCGGCGUGCUCGAGGGCCUGCGCCAGGUGGCCCCGGCCAAUGGCUACCUGACCUUCGAGCGUUUCGUGGCGGGCUUGCGCACCUCGCUGCUGAACGCCGAUGGCGGCCCGCGGGAUCAGGCCCGCGUCGCUGCCCGGCCUGGGGACCAGUCGUCCCUGCAGCAGCGCAUGAUGUUCGCUCCGGCCGAUGAGCCGCGGACUGUCCUGGAGAGGAAGCCUCUGCCUCCGAGUGCGCGCCCUGCUCCUGCCGGCCCCAGUGGCACCUCCCGGAACCCUGAGCUAUUAUGUGUCGCGUUGGAGGCGGCUCCCUGCCCCACAGAGCCCGAGCGGCCCCCGAGCAAGGCGCUGGAGCGAAUCCCCAGCGUGGAUUCGGGUUCUUCUCAGUGUGACACCCUGCAGAGACAACCGGGCCUGCUUCUCCACCCAGGCAGAGGAGGCGGCACAGGAGCACCUAGCACACGUGCUGAAGAAGGUGCAGCAGCCUGCAAGACCCUGGACACGGGCACAGGUGAGGCCCGGCAGGCUCUGCGGGCCCGAGGCGAGCGUCGAAGGCAUACCAUCACCAAUGGUGUGGACUGCAGUCUGUUGAAGCAGAUGAAGGAGUUAGACCAGGAACAGGAGGUGCUGCUGCAGGGCCUGGAGAUGAUGGCUCGGGGCCGAGAAUGGUACCAGCAGCAGCUGCAGCGUGUGCAGGACCGGCAGCACCGCCUGAGCCAGAGCAGAGCCGCCACCGCCGACUCUGGGGCUGAAGGAAGCCCCCGCCCUCUGGGGAGGUUGCUGCCCAAAGUGCAGGAGGUGGCCCGGUGCCUGGGGGAGCUGUUGACUGCAGCCUGUUCUGGCAGAGCUCUGCCUUUGUCCUCUCUGGGCCCCACCUCACCCUCAACUCCAGUCUGGCAGCAGCAGGCCAUCCUCAUGCUGAAAGAACAGAACCGGCUUCUCACUCAGGAGGUGACUGAUAAGAGCGAGCGCAUCACGCAGCUGGAGCAGGAGAAGUCUGCACUCAUCAAGCAGCUGUUUGAGGCGCGAGCGCUCAGCCAGCAGGACUCGGGGCCUCUGGACUCCACUUUCAUCUAGUCGGCUGUACCUCUAGGACGAGUGCACAGAGACUUGGCUUCAGCUCCGUGGCACUGCUGGGAGCCUGUCUUCUGACUGAAGACCUCAGAGCCCUUGAGGAGGCACCUGCCUCCUCACUUGGGUGCUGCUCACAGAGGUGCUCUGCCUGAAACUGCUGCUUCCCGUUGUCAGUGGGAGGUGGAGGACCAUCCUCAUGUUUACCUGACUUCAGGCAGCCCUUACAGAGAAGGGGGCAUGAUUACAUCUGUCCUGACCCCCUUGCAGGGUUCCCUGGGAUCCAUCACUGGUAUUUAGUAAAAAGUACUGGUCACACUGG